GUGACAUUAGCGGUUAUACGAAUUAAGCCGAUUGACGCUAUUAAUUCGCUCUCGUUUAUAAAAAGAGAAGACGGCUUCGGAACGGUAUGCUGACCCUGGCCUAUUUGUCCCGCGGACUUAGUUUAGAGACUAAGAAAAAACAUCAGCUCUGGGUAGUUGACCAUACGAUGAUCCCUGGCUGAGCCACAUGCUAAAUUCGACGCGGAUUAAGUUCUAUUAUUGUUAUCCCGUUGUAGAUCCAACUGUGGAUUCACCCGACCAAACUCCGCAACGACUCAGUCACCUACCCAUGAAAUCGGAAUCCUUCGCAUAGGGCUUAGCUGAUUCGUGUCUGAUGAGCACUGACCUUUAGACGUUGCCGGGUAUUUAUACCCUCAAUGGACGUGGCGGUUGUCUGCAGGCAUUUGGAGCUACGAACAUACCUCUUCUUAUUUUCUAUCUAAAUGGCAAAAUCUCCUCGAGUUAUCGUGGCCGGUGGCGGUCCAGUCGGCCUGUAUACGGCUCAUGCCCUUGCAAAGGCAAACAUCGAUUAUGUCCUCCUCGAACAACAGCCCGAGAUCGUCAGGUACAAGGGUGCCGGGAUCGUCUUACUCCCACAAACAGCGAGACUUUGCGAUCAACUUGGGAUAUUGAAACAAAUGCAAGAACCAGCAACUAGGCUUCAUAGCAAGACCAACUCAUUAUAUAAUGGACAGCAACUUGUUGACUUUCGUUUGUUUGAGCCGAUGGAAGAGGAUCAUGGAUACCCAACCCUUGGGCUUUCACGUAGCGAGAUGAUCGAGAUUCUGUACAAAACCUUGCCCGAGCGCGAGACCCGGGUAAAAACCAAUGCACGUGUCAUCGAAAUCGAAUCCAACGCCAACGGAGUACGGGUUUACCUCGCAGACGGUAGCGUCGAAGAAGGAAGUCUCGUUAUUGGUGUUGAUGGCGCCCAUAGUCGGACACGGGAUAUAAUGGAUAGGCUCAUCCGCGAAUCAACCGAAGGUGUCGCAAACCGAGAACCAUAUCCUAUGGUCACGUACUUCAAGGCCAUCUUCGGGCGCGCUCCGGUUCCCAAAGGGGUCGACAUAGGCCGUUUCUACGAAGCUCAUGGCAAUGGCGUGGCGUCACAGACAGUUCCUGGCAAGAAAUACGCCUAUUUCUCCAUAUUGAGAAAACUACCUACACCGACGACCGCGCGACAUAGAUACAGCGAGAAGGAAUUAGAAGAGGAAGUUAAAAGCUUCGCUGAUCUGCAUCUCUUCCCGAAUAUCACGUUCGGAGAGAUCUGGAAGACCGUUAAGCGCGACGAGGUCUCCCUGGUUCACCUAGAGGAAGGGAUUAUCGACAAGUGGCAUCACGGACGCAUCGUCUUGCUGGGCGACUCAGUCCACAAGAUGACUCCGAUCAGCGGCAUGGGUGUCAACACCGGAAUGCAAUCCGCCGCUGUACUCGUCAACCAACUGCAGAACAUGAUAAGUUCAGGCUCCGAAUUUACCACCGAGGCGCUGAACGAGGCAUUCGAAUCGUACCAGAAGAUCCAGGAGCCGGUGUGUCGGAUGACGGUUAUGCAAGGGGAGAUGAUGACCCGGAUGGUCACAUGGAAUACCUGGACGGCUUGGCUAUUCGACAGAUUUAUCGUCCCAUGGAUGGAUCUGGAGGGCCAGGUGAAGAAGCAAUUCAGCCCCAUCAUAAGUAACACCUUCGUCUUGGAUUAUGUUCCCUUCGAGGGCAAGGCCGGGCAAGUUCCCUGGGUCAAUGGCCCUAAAGUUAAAGUAUAAUGGUAAUGCGAUUAGUUAAUUGUAAAUAGGUAGCACACUACAUAAAAUCCCAUCUUAGUAUAGAAUAAUAUCAGCAAUCUACUUCUAGUUUGAGAUCCCUUGCGUACGUGAUCGUAUUUGAGGGGCUAUUAAGAUCCACUACAAGUACGAUGUAGGUGUUCAUGAAUGAAGAUUAUUAAAGGUGUUGGUCUUAAAGUCGUUGG
Molecule: messenger RNA, 1963 nt
Organism: Annulohypoxylon maeteangense
Lineage: Eukaryota; Fungi; Ascomycota; Sordariomycetes; Xylariales; Hypoxylaceae
Product: putative dehydrogenase
Exons: 2
Coding region: 444-1760 (438 amino acids)
Molecular function (GO): FAD binding
Source: RefSeq, a predicted model, not a curated record